Funneliformis caledonium is the source of this 1593-nucleotide messenger RNA. NCBI's taxonomy places the organism in Eukaryota, Fungi, Glomeromycota, Glomeromycetes, Glomerales, Glomeraceae. The record is from the annotation of a GenBank genome assembly.
AUGUCAACUAGAAUUACCCCACAUUUACAUUGGUAUCAUUCAAGGAGUAUUAAUCCAAAAAGAAUUGUUACUAAUUCAUCACCCAUUCUCAAUGAUCAUUGCCUAAUACGAAUAUUUGAAUUUCUCGCGGAGGAUCCGAAUUCAUUAUUUUGUUGCGCGAAUUCGGGGAAUGAUGGAUCAAAUAGAUGGCGUACAGGAAUUAUAACGACAUACGUUGCAACCUUACCACAAACUUCAAGAGAUGUCCUGUCUCAGGCUGGAAUAAAGAUAUCGCGGAAGUCAUCGAAACCGACUUUUGAUUACGCGUGUUUUCUAAAGGGUUUACAUAUUUGUUCCAUGGAAGUACACGUUAUUUUUUGGAUUUUAUUAAUUAAUGGAAUCGUUGUAGAACAUGGAAGGGUUAUAGUGAUCAACCCCCUCCUUAGGAAGAAGAUAUUUAUUGUCAUUCAAGAAUUAAUGAAACAUUUCUUUCGGAAAUCUAACGUUUUGUAUAAUCUGAAUGCAGGAUCAGGAAUCAUAGUCCCUGAAAUCUUGGCAAAUGUGAUAACCGAGAUUCCCGAAGCAAAGCAAGUGUUAUCGAAAUUAAGAACUUUUACUUGCGGCUCAACUGUUAAUACAGCCAAAUUUAUGUCAAAAAUUGUAUCAGUACUUUCAAAUUACAGUCGUAAUCUUCAACAAUUGGAGGUCCAUCCUUAUGAAGAUCUAAGUGAAUUAUCCAAGUUCAUUAGUGUUCAAAAAUAUUUAUCAGCGAUAAGUAUGGAGGAAAAUAAUACUUCUGGGAAGAUCCGGAAAAUAUCUUGGAAUGCCUCCAACAGUGCACCUUUUGAAAUAAUGAAAAAGGCGUAUUUCAUAACGCGAUUAACGGUUGGUAGAAUGUAUUUUCCCGUUGAAGAAUUAUCUAAUUUUGUUAAUCUUGAAGAAUUAGUCUUAUCUGCAUAUGGUGAUCAAGAUUAUCCACGAUCCAAAUGGAUUCAACUAACGGGAGUUUAUUUAAAGAAAUUAAAGAUAUUUUAUUUCUGUAGUCUUAAUUCAUUAAUAUAUCUUGACAUAUUCGCAAUUUUCAUCAAAAACUGUGAAAAAUUACAACAAAUAAUAAUACACAGUCACAAGUUAUCUGAUCCAAACAAUUCCGGAUUACUGAUCGCCAAUAUUGCACAAUAUUGCCCAGACAUUAUCUUGUACGAGGGACCUAUCUUACAAGAUAAUAGAAGGGAGUUUACGAAAUUACUAAGUUCCUGUAAUCACCUAAGGUCCUUACACCUUCGUCCAUCAAAGGGAAUCCCUGGUGCGUUAAAUCAAGAAACGUUAUCAACGAAUCAAGGGAAUGCCGAAGGAAAGGUCGAUUUUGAUGCAAUUUUACAGGAAAUCACGGAGAAACAACCACAAAGUUUACGUAAUCUCAGAAUUUCAGAUGGAUGGAUGAUAUCAGCGGAAGCCUUUGAAAAGUUUCUAGAAAGUCGAGAGGAAAUAUCUCGACCUGUUUGUUUCUAUUGGAAUCCUACCGUGCAAUUUACAGGACAAAUGGAAGAAGUUUGCAAGACGUAUCAUCGAUAUGGAGUAUUGAAACAAUAUGUUAGUCAUGUAUAUUACUGA